UAUAUAUUAGAAAGGGAAUAUACUAUUAGAAAGGGAGUACUGCCAUAUCCUUAGCACCAUCCCAUAGGUGCCAUUUUAGAUAUGAAAUUUAGCUUAGAGUCUAUUCGGAAAGAGAAGAAUAGUGAAACAUAUAAAAAAUAACUACAAAUGUAUUUUACAUGACUGAAACCAUUUUUUUAUUUUUUGUUACAAUUUAAAUUCUUUAAGUAAUAUUUUACAGGCGUUUAGAAAUUUACAACAUGAACUGGUCCAUGGAUGAGGGCCUAGACAACAUGAUCAUCAGUGGAGCCCUGUACGGAGUGCCUAUUGCUGUGGUGCGGGACCGGAAGCAGUUUGGCAGGAUUGCAACCACUGCCAAACCUGUCAUAACAAUUUACAACUGUGUAGGGAAUGUUAUAUCAAAGAUUUUGUGGAACAGCGGAGUCCUGGUCCACAUGGGCUGGUCGGACGGGGAGCAGCUGCUGUGUGUGCAGGAGAGCGGAGAUGUGCUCGUUUAUGACAUGUUUGGCGCCUACCAGAAGACAUUCAAUAUGGGGCAAGAAAUUAGGGACACUAAGGUCAGCAAAGCACAGCUGUUCCCAAAUAGGACUGGCUCUAACACCAACCGCUGAGCAACAUCUCCGAGCCCAAAGUCAGGCCCGUACCAGAUCUGCCACAUGACGACACAGAGACUGUAAGGAACGUUUGUCUUAUGCUUCUGGCAUAUGUCAGAAACGUAUCGCCGGCUCGAAAACGGAAAGGCGCAGUGGCUCUGAAGUUUUCUCGCGCGGAAAUAUGCGACGGAUUUUUCAAACAAGUGUCAUCAGAAGCACAUGUCAUUAGCUACAUAAUCGAGAAGAGAGAACAAUACAUGAAAUAGAAGUGGACUAUGCAGCCAUUUGUUAUUUUACUAUUUUUUGUUACUAUUCGUACACUCAGUAUUUUUUUGUAUUUGUCUAUUAUUCUUUUGGAACAUAUGUACACCCUUAAAACAUGUCUUAAAUCAGAAAUAAUAGUAACACAAUUUACAAUUACAGAAGUAACAAGUGAAUGUCAUUAUUGUUUUAGUCACUAGAGUCCUAGAUCAGUCAACAGAGUGAUCACUACCUGUGAGCGUCUAUCAAAUGGUGUUCUUAUGUUGUAGAAUCCCAAUUGGAUAAAAACCCACAGAUCAUUACAUUCUUCGGGAUAGCAAGCUCCGGUUGAUUGGUAUAUUUUAAAGACACAGUCUAUGGCAGUUACAAGUUUUUCGAAACGGUAAACAGUUUCGUUGACGACAACGUAUGCAGCGUUUACAUUCGAGAUU
Molecule: messenger RNA, 1285 nt
Organism: Cydia splendana
Lineage: Eukaryota; Metazoa; Arthropoda; Insecta; Lepidoptera; Tortricidae
Product: vacuolar protein sorting-associated protein 16 homolog
Exons: 4
Coding region: 240-611 (123 amino acids)
Biological process (GO): vacuole fusion, non-autophagic; endosomal transport; intracellular protein transport
Cellular component (GO): cytoplasm; lysosomal membrane; endosome
Molecular function (GO): actin binding
Source: RefSeq, a predicted model, not a curated record